Lycium barbarum (goji berry) is the source of this 1803-nucleotide messenger RNA. Its product is annotated as cytochrome P450 81Q32-like. The record is from RefSeq and is a predicted model, not a curated record. Gene Ontology annotation, molecular function: monooxygenase activity; iron ion binding; oxidoreductase activity, acting on paired donors, with incorporation or reduction of molecular oxygen. The transcript has 2 exons. Bases 62 to 1618 code for a protein of 518 amino acids. Lineage: Eukaryota; Viridiplantae; Streptophyta; Magnoliopsida; Solanales; Solanaceae.
AUUAAAUCAAUUGUAGCUAUCCAGAAGAAUAUCUCAAAAUCAUUUGUAGCCACCCAUCCAGAUGAAUAUCUCAAUGGAAUUCUCUUCCAUUUACUUAGCUAUUCCUAUGUUUCUAGCACUGUAUAUCUUAACUCAACAUGUCCUUCACAAGCUCCAAAAACUUCCACCAUGUCCAUUUCCAAAUCUUCCAAUAAUUGGUCAUCUUUACUUACUGAAAAAUCCCAUGCACAAGAAUCUCUCAAAGCUCUCGAAAAAACACGGUCCAGUACUCUUUCUCCAGUUUGGCUCCCGAAAAGUCCUUAUCGUUGCUUCUCCAUCAGCAGCCGAAGAAUGUCUAUCCAAAAAUGACAUUAUUUUUGCAAAUCGUCCUCGGCUUAUUGCUGGAAAACACUUUGGUCAAAACUACACUAGCCUUGCCUGGUCAUCCUACGGUGACCAUUGGCGAAACCUUAGACGUAUAGCUUCUACUCAACUCUUAUCAUCAUAUCGCGUGCAAACUUUAUCCGUUUUUAGAACUGAUGAAGUUCAUCUGAUGAUCCAACAUCUAAUUCAGAAGUGCAAGAACAAUGAUUCAUAUCAGAAGGUGGAUAUGAGGAGCAUGUUGUUUGAGGUAACGUUCAAUUCCAUUACGAGGAUGCUUGCUGGUAAAAGAUUUUGCGGAGAAAGAGUUGUGGACUCCGAGGAAGCAACAACGUUUCAGGAGAUUGUCGGAGAGCUAGUGAAAGUACUUGCAAAGUCAAGCAAACAGGAGUUCUUGCCAUUCUUUCGUUGGUUUUCGUUGGAGGGGAUUGAAAAGAUGUGCGAAAAUGCGCAGAGGAAAAGGGACGUUUUCGUGCAAAAUUGGAUAGAAGGAUUUCGACAGAUGAGGUCUAAUAAGAUCGAGGCAAAUAAAGAAAACAGAGAGAGAACCAUGAUAGAGAUCUUGCUAUCACUACAAGAAACAGAUCCUGAGUACUAUACAGAUGAAAUGAUCAGGGGCCUUAUGAUGACACUUUUAACAGCUGCAAGUAACACCUCAGCAGAUACAAUGGAGUGGACAAUGGCACAUUUCCUAAACAACCCAGAAAUCCUAAAAAAGGCAAGGGCUGAAAUUAACAACGUUGUUGGACAACAACAUUUGAUCGAUGAAUCGGAUAUCUCUCAGCUACAUUACCUCAAGUCAACCAUCAUGGAGACACUAAGGAUGCACCCAGCGGUCCCAUUGCUUCUGCCACACGAAUCAUCCAAAGAUUGCACGAUCGGAGGUUUUCAUGUUCCGCGAGAUACAAUGUUACUAGUGAAUGUGUGGGCGAUACAGAACAACGAAAAGAUUUGGGGUGAUCCAGAAGUAUUUAGGCCAGAAAGAUUUGAACAUAUGGAGAUGGGAAAAGACAAUGGGAAUCAGUUCAAGUGCUUGCCUUUUGGGUCAGGGAGAAGGGGAUGUCCUGGUGAAAACUUAGCCAUGCGUAUGAUCGCGUUGGCACUGGGAUCACUUAUUCAGUGCUUUGAAUGGGAAAGAAUUGGUGAUGAGAAAGAAGACAUGAGCGAAUCGGGUGGUUUCACUGCACCUAAAGCUAGACCUUUGGUGGCUAAUUUUCGUCCUCGACCAACAAUUGUGCCUCUUCUUUCUCAAACUUGAUUUGCACCCUUCUGUAGAAAGUAUGAACUUCUAGUACUUUCAUUUUUGUUUAAAUGGAUCGACAUGGUCAGUGAAAAUCAAAUGGCUGGUUGGAGUCGUCCUUUGUGUUUCUCAUAUAAUGUAUUUACUAAAGAUCUAUCUGCUGUACAGUUUAAGGAGUUUUUUUCCUAAUUUUCAUCCCCCUA